Molecule: messenger RNA, 678 nt
Organism: Trichophyton verrucosum HKI 0517
Lineage: Eukaryota; Fungi; Ascomycota; Eurotiomycetes; Onygenales; Arthrodermataceae
Exons: 3
Coding region: 1-678 (225 amino acids)
Source: RefSeq, a predicted model, not a curated record
AUGCUGGAUAUAGCUGCGACAAAUGAGGCGCAUUUCAAUGCUGCUGCUUCGACAUACGAAACUCGUUUCGCAGAAGCCCUUCGAAUCAUUGGCAAUGAAGUUGGAGAACGCUCCAGAUGGAUUUGCCCGCAAUGGGGUGAUACGACUGGCGAUGUCAAGCCAUUCAGGAUGCUUGACUAUGCAUUGCUACCUCAUGUUUCGGAGGCCAUUGGAAUUGACAUUUCCCAAAACAUGGUUGAAGAAUAUAACAAAAACAUUGCUGCCCUGGGGCUACCAACAGACAAAAUGUUUGCUAAAAAGGGAAACCUGCUGUCAGAUAAGCCGUCUGAGGGAUUCUCUGAGCCAGAAUAUUUUAAUUUCGACCUGGUAAUCAUCGGGUUUGCUCUCCAUCAUUUCAAGUCCCCCGACCUUGCUAUGAAGAGGCUUGUUGAAAGACUAGCACCUGGUGGGAUCUUGGUAGUGCUGGACUUCAUAGAGCACUCAAUCAAAGUUGAAGAUGGAGUUACGGCUUCUGGUUUUGGCCCUGACCUAAGACGGCAAUUUGAAGAUGCCGGUGUUGGGGACGGGUUUGAUUACGUGUUACCGGAUAGAGGAGUCAUGCAUGGAAAGCCUCCUAAGGAGCUGCGGUAUUUUCUCGCUCGUGGGGAACGCCUGAAGAGCGUCACAACACAGAGCUAG